Python bivittatus (Burmese python) is the source of this 6396-nucleotide messenger RNA. RefSeq names its product FANCD2 and FANCI associated nuclease 1 (gene FAN1). Gene Ontology annotation, molecular function: 5'-3' exonuclease activity; 5'-flap endonuclease activity; flap-structured DNA binding. Gene Ontology annotation, cellular component: nucleus. Gene Ontology annotation, biological process: interstrand cross-link repair. NCBI's taxonomy places the organism in Eukaryota, Metazoa, Chordata, Lepidosauria, Squamata, Pythonidae. The record is from RefSeq and is a predicted model, not a curated record.
CGCCUGCGCAGCGCUGCACUUUUGAAUGCAUUUUACCUGCUCGCUGGGUGGGUCUCGUUUUCGUUGCACCGGCGCGUGGGCUUUCCUCUGCCCGCCGCUGCAUCGCUAACCUGCACCGCGUUUUCACCCCGGGCUCCUUUUCCGCCAGCACACGUGCACCGUUUUUGCAAAAUGCAGCAGGGGUCCCAGGACGGAGCAGGCACGGGGGCUCAGAUGCCAAGGAGCCAGUUUUUAAACUGCUCGUCCUAAACUGCCACCGCUUGCACUUUUGACUUCCUCUCUGACUCUGCGCUUCUGCUGCGCUUGGUGAUCCAGCUGAAGGCUCGGGCCCCCCACCCCCCGCAGGACAGAGGAGAAUGUGCAGCAACUGGGGGCAGAGAGGAUUUCUGUUGGCUUGAAAAGAAGCUGUUUUCACCAUGCUUUAGGGUCCUGUAAUGGCAGAAGAUGGGCCUGCAGGCAAGAAAAGGCCCAGGAGAAGCUUAUCCCUCAGUAACAACAAUAAAAAAACUGCAAGAAAAAAUGUUUUGGAAACCAAAGAGCGGCCGUCUUUAGCUCCAGACUCUCCCUCUAUUGUUUCCUUUUUUAACAAUGCUCCCCCCACCAGAAUUGCCUGCCCUUUAUGUGGACAGAUGGUACCAAGAUACGGAAUCAACCAGCAUAUUGACGAAGGGUGCAGAAAUGACCAGAACGGGGAGGACGUGACUCUGAUUGGCUCAGCAUCGGAGGUCACCCCUGGACCGUCCGCUGAAACUGAGGCUGGGGGUUGGAGUCCAUAUUUUGCAAGCCAGAGCUCCACUCCAGAGAAGAAUCGUGGCCUUUCAGGAGAAGACAGCCUUGGCACAAAAGGAGGGGCGGGAGAACGGACGAGUCCUUAUUUCAAGAAGGUUGGAAAACUAGCGCUGCUCGAUGAUCAACCUAGGGUUUGUGCCAUUAAGAAUCUCUCCCUGUCGACCAGGCUGUCCCGGAGGUUGCGUGCUCACAGCGAUGAUGGGUUGACUCAAGAUGACCAGCCCUGUGCAACUCAGGUUGGCACCCCAGAGCAGAAACCUGCCGCUUUGGGUGAAGGCCCCCUGAAAGAGAACCAAUCACCCCCACCAAGAUUUCAGAGAUGUCCCGGUGCUUUGGAGGGUUUCAGUAAGGAGUGUGCAAUCCCAAGCGCAGGGCAAGAAGAUGACUCAGGACCUCUCUCUGAUGGUUUGGAGGAGUCUGAUCUGGGGUCAUGUUCUCUAGGGAGCAGUGAACUUGGGCCGUCAAGAAAAGGCCAUUGGCAGCUAAAUAACCCCCAGGAAAAUCCAGAUGUUCCCCAAUGUGGAGCUGUGAAGGAACAGUGGACAGUAGCUUAUGCUAAAGAAGAGCUGUCUGAGUUGGAAUCCCGCUAUUUUUCCUCCAACGAGCCGGAUCCAGCGACAGAAGAAGCCCGUCACAAUCCGACGCAGAAGUUCUCCUUUUCCACAGGAGAUGCUGGGGAACUGCUUCCUAUGGAAGAUGCAGGAACUGAAGUCGAGGAUGAGGCGUGUUUGGCUGCUUUAGAAGAAGCAAGUUUACCUAGUUCGAGUGGGAGCACCGGGCCUGCAGUGGACUCAGCCGGGCACCCCUAUUAUCUUCGAAAUUUUCUGAUGGUCCUCGAGGCUGUCCUGGAGAACGAUGAUGACCGGAGACUGUUCAGUGAGGAAGAUUUGGAGGUCAUUGCUCAGUUCUACAAGCUUUCAGCCAGCGGACAGAAACUCUACGUUAGGCUUUUCCAGCGUAAGCUGGCCUGGAUAAAAACAGACAAAAUAGAAUAUGCGAAGAUCAGCUCGGAUCUUUCGCCGGUCAUCCAAGAGCUUGUCGGAGCAGGACUCCUGCAGUCAGAGGCAGAAUUGCAAAACCUGCCUGAAGUCCUCAACUUACUUUCUGCCCCCGAGUUGAAGACUUUAGCAAAGGUGUUUCAUUUGAAGAACCCGGCUUCUCCGAAGCAGCAGCUUCUAGAAGAUUUCCUCCGGUUGGCAAGACAGCGCUCCAUCUUUGGCACCAGCCAAGCUGGGAUUGGAAGCGUGAUUCUGAAAAGGGCUAAAGGUCUGGUGGGGAAAUGCAUCAAGGUUUGCAAAGGCCCCCGGGCUGUCUUCUCCCGCACACUGCUGCUUUUUUCCCUGACGGAUCCUGUGGAGGACGAAGAAGCCGGUAGCGGUGGCCAAAGACAACUUUCCAUGGUGCUCAUGGUAAACAUGGGCCGGACAGUUUUCCCCACUUACACCGUCAACAGGAAAACUCCAAUAUUCCAGGAUCGGGAUGAUUUCAUUAGGUACGCGGCUGCUGCACAUACCUCGAAUGACGUUUGCGUGGCCAUGACCAGCGGGAACUGGGAAGAGGCGCGCCGCCUGUACGAGGUCGCGAAGGGAUCGUGGCAGGAGCUGAGAGAACACCCUUCCCUCCGGCAUCACAGAGCGCUCCCGGAAUACCUCCGGCGUUUCACCGUUGGGUGGCUGUACACGCGCAUCCUCUCGCAGGGAGUAGAGAUCUUGCAGAGGCUUCACAAGUACGAGGAGGCGGUGGAGCAGCUGCGAGAACUUUUGGCUCAAGAAGUUUACUGUGUGGACAGCCGAGGGCAGUGGUGGGAACGCCUAGCUCUGAACUUACACCAGCACUUGAAAGACCCCGAGAAGGCUGUGGCAUGCAUCCAGAAAGGCCUUCUGGAUCCCUUUCUUCGUCCGGGUCACCGGCUUUCCCUCUCUCAGCGAGUCCAGAGGAUGAAGGACACCCCAGCAUGUCAGAAAUUCAAGCAUCUUCUUUGCAACCUGCCUCUUCUUUCUGUCGACGAUGUUACCCAUGUUACCAUCAAAGGGAGAGUGUGCCCACAGAUCAGGAUGGGAAAAUCCAUGUUUAUCCUGGACAGCCAAAGGGAGGGCCCCAAACCCUUGACGAUCGUCUGCUCUGUUGAGGAACUAGCCUUGGUCCACUACAAGGAUCAGGGCUUUGAUCAAGGGAUUCACGGCGAAGGGUCCACCUUUACCACCCUCUAUGCCCUCCUGAUGUGGGAUAUCCUUUUCAUGGAUGGCGUCCCUGAUGUCUUUAGGCAUUCGUACCAGGCUUUCCCGCUGGAUCUCUACACAAGCAGCUUUUACGAGAACCGCCAGGCGGCUAUUGAGGCCAGACUGCAGUUGCUGCAUGACGCGUCGCCGGAGGAACUCCAGCAUUGGGUGGGCGAAGUGUGGCGUCUCCAGGAGGGCAAAGCGGCAGCGCUUGUCAGCUGGGACCGCUUCUCUUCUCUCCAGCAAGCCCAGAGCCUGGUCCGCUGCCUUGGAGGGCCCUUCGUGAGCGGCGUCUGCCGGCGACUCUCCCGAGAUCUGCGCCACUGCAGGGGCGGCCUCCCCGAUCUUGUCGUCUGGAGGACCAAGGGCGGCCAAUUUAAGCUGGUGGAAGUCAAAGGGCCGAACGACCGCCUUUCAUACAAGCAGAUGAUAUGGCUGGCCGAGCUGCAGAAAUUGGGCGCAUCAGUCGAAGUCUGUCACGUGGCUCCAGUUGGGUCUAAAAGUCAACGCCUGAGCUGACGGGGUUUACAGUGGUGUCUGGAAUCAAGUGUAGUAAAAUCUCUGAUAUGGACCUGGGUUUUCUUUUUCCAAGACUGCGCUCCUUUCGAAUCUUCCUUGACCUCCGUCCGAACUUUCUGUGCGUGCAGGAGAAACGUUUCAGACAAAGUUUGGGGAAAUAGAAGUGUCGGGGUUCCAGCUCAUGGAGUUUCUUUCUUGGCCUAAGGGAUUCAUUGGGCAGGUGGUUCCAAUUGUAACUCUCCCAACAGGAUGAAACCAUACUGAGUCCAAUUUUGACUCUGCCAGACUUCAGGGCAAUGCAGCAAAUAUAUUCCUAUGCAUGUAAUGCUCCUUCUCUUCCCUCCCCCCCCCAAAACAAAAAGUGACAAAAACAGUCUCGCACAAGAGAGAAGGAAGUGGGCAGGUUCAUUUUUAUUAAGCCUCAUUUACUUGCAAUUUCAUAGUCAGGGUGGGUGGGAGGUCUCCCUGUCAGUUCUGCCGUGCUCAGUCAGAGCACUGUUUAGGCACAUCAAACCUUUAGACUCUUCCAAAAGCAGAAAAAAGGGGGUUUCUCUCCCCCAGCCCCAUUGCCCUAAGAGUCACUGAGAAUUCCACUUUUCUGAUGACCGGCUUCACCUUUUCCUUAAGAAAAGGUCAAGCGUGUUUGGCUUUUAAGAUACACAAUUUUUUUUUAAGAUCAACGGCCCCAGUUGAAGGGGAAGGACCACAAAAAGCACCAGAGCUGAAAGGAGAGACCUUCUGCCCUGGUGAAAUGCACCUUCUGGAUUGCUGGUCUGUAAGAAGUAUAAUUAUAUUUCCAUGGUAAAAUACACCACAGUCACUUUCCACCGCGCAGCAGCUAAAAUCUGCUUGGCAGUAUCAAAAGCUGUGUGUGGUUUUUUUUUUUUUUUACACAGUUUAAUUACAGCAACCACCUUCAUCAGCUCAAGCAGCGCUGCUUGCUUUUAACCAACAUACAAAAAUAACCAUCUAUUUUGCACGCUUACAAAAACUUCACAAUGGAAAGUACCUACUUCGAAAAAAAAUAAAAACAAACAGGCUGCUUACGGGGGUUACGUUCACCAGCUCCGUCAAGUUGGCAGCGGAGAACGGCCAGGCUGACCACUGGGCCGUUCGUGGCCUUGGAGCAGCUGGCACUUGUUUCCCAAGUCUGCGAUGGGCAUCCAAACGUUCAGGAGAGAAGCUGCGCGGACCUUUUGGAGCUCCGUAACAACUUCUCCUCUGGGGAAGGGGGCCUUCUGCCCUGUCCAGGAUGAAGACCGAGGGGCAGCCACCCACCCACGUCAAUCAACCUAGGUUUCUCUGUAUUGCCACGUGGCACACACAGGCACUGGCAGAGCUACCACUUCACUGCCACUACGGGAUCAGUCUGGGAAAUCUGAGAGUUUGGCCCAACACAUCUGGACAAUGCCAGAGGAGGGAAGACCGGCCUAAGCCCAGAGCACAGAUGACAUUUACAGAUGCUUCAGAGGUUGCUAAACCAACAACUACCAGCAGUCCUGGUCAGCGUGGCCCAUGGGGAAAAGGGGUGCCGGGUGACAUUUAGACCAUCUGAAAGGCCACAGUUCCCCAUCUCUGAGCUACUGAGAAAAAAGGCAGAAACACUCAUAACGUCCCUUCAUUUCUGACCACCGUAUUCACUUCAAAGAGGUAUUUUCAUUUAAAGACUAAUCAAGGUUCUACGGUCUCGUUGGCUUCGGGGAUGGUGUUAACGUGGGUAAUCACAGGUCUACAUCCCUGUAGUUAAUCUCCUAUGUCUGCCGUACACGCCACCAUCGCAAAGCCAUUUCCUUCCCAUUUGAUAAGGGCGACUACUUUAAAGGCAAAGUUCUGCAACACCAUAAGGGUUUAAAAAAAAGUCACAAGUUACAAAAACGCACAAUUGAAAAAUUCCCUGUAAAAAGAGGGUCAAGGUUCAGGCAUGUAACACGUCUCAAAAGUUAAUCACCUUACCUAGUUAACUUUUGCAAAAUAUAUAUUCAUUCCACUUUGAUUAGCAAAAUUUGAUACAUCUGAAAUGCAGUUAAGACUAUAAAGCGUUAAGUAGAGAAUCCAUAGAAAAUCCCCUUAAUAAAAAGGAUUUGAUUUCUUUCCCCCCUAAGAAAAAUCCUGGAUGCAAGGAGCUCCACAGUAGGAAAAUUAACGUUUGCUCUGUUGCAGAUGAUAAGAGAAAGACUUCAACUGUGUGAUUAAUGUUUUUGAAUGAUCAGAAGAAGUCGGCUGGCAGUUGGGUGAUCAACUGUAGAAACUUGGGGCGUGGGAGGGGAGGAGGUCAAGAGAGGCUUGAUAAUGGGGCCCCCAUUCAACAAUGCGUGAUCAAUCCCCAGAUUGGCCCACCCAGGGCACCUAUUUUGUGGGGAGGGGGGUCACACAGGAUCCAAUCCUUCCUCAUCCCAAACAGCAGGACUGUGACUAUGCCCUAUGUGUGUACUGUUGAAUCAGGAUCAGCACCAGUAUCUAAGAUGCUUGAGGACCGUGGGAAGGGUGGGGUCAUCUUCCCCCAACAGAGCUGAACACAAGCCACGUUCCGGGUAUCUACGCAUUCCACAAAACAGACUAGGUUUCCGACUGAGCAGGCCUUGAAGCCAUCUCCCCACUACAGAAUUGCAAUUGUGACCCAUCUUUAAAGACACAGCAUGUCUACCUACCCAGACAAGGAGCGUGACUGGGUGUCCCUGGCAUGUCCAGAUUGCCCCAAAUCCCCUUAGCAUUCCCCUAGGCUGCACAGUACCCCAUAGAUUCUGCAAUCAGCACACCUUUGGGGCCCUAAAAGAAUUCACCCAACGUCUUGUGAAUACCUAAACCAGUGUUUCUCAACCUUGGUUGCUCUAAGCUGUGUGGAUGUCAACCCCCAGAAUUCCCCAGCCAG